Messenger RNA from Venustampulla echinocandica, 1218 nucleotides. RefSeq lists its product as uncharacterized. The record is from RefSeq and is a predicted model, not a curated record. The transcript has a single exon. Bases 1 to 1218 code for a protein of 405 amino acids. NCBI's taxonomy places the organism in Eukaryota, Fungi, Ascomycota, Leotiomycetes, Helotiales, Pleuroascaceae.
AUGUGCAAUGACCUCACUCCGCGCCACAUCAAAUACUGGCCAAACACAACCCUCUGGGCCCAACACAUCCAAUCGAUUCAUGCCACCAGCUAUCAGCCAUCACAAAACCCUCGAGCAAGACCCUUAAAGGCAAAAUGGAUUCCACUUCCAUUUCCAGUUCCCCAAUUACCAAGACGACCUUAUACCCUCCCAAGCGUCGUUGUUUAUGCUUUACCCGACAUAAACAUUCAACUCCAAGAAAUCAACAGAGCAUUAAAUAGCGUCAUGGCGGAUCCCUUCAUCGGAAUAGGCCUCAACCUGGCCGAUACACUCAUCGACAAGCACUUCGAUAAAAUCCCCGACAAACUCAUGCCAUUCAAAACCGACAAGCCGAAAUCUCCAACAGAGAGUCCAGAUGCCCGUCGUUCAAAAACAGGCAGGUCGACCCAUCCACCAACCUCAAACUGGGAUUUAGAUAUAGAAGACAAACCGGGUUCCGCAAGAGAUACCCCCCCACGCUCCGGAUAUGCUUCGCCUCAUCAUCAACCUUCUCCGUAUGGGAUACCUCCACAAUAUAGUGGACAACCGUCACGUCAAAGACCGAGAUACACUCCUCAACAUGAACAGCACCGCUAUUUGCCUUCACCACCCCAGCAAUUCCAAGACCGAGGCCGGGAUCGUUAUCCAUACGGCCAUAAUCAGAGCCCCUAUCCGCGCAGACCAAACCCCGCCCUCCACCGGAGCAGCUCCUACGAAGUCCCACGCAGUCGAAAUCUAGGUCGUCAUAGCGACAAGUCUCCAACAAGCUCCUAUCGCACCCACAGGCCAAAAGUCCUUUCCCGACGUAGCAAUUCCUACCAUGGUCGAGACCGCCUCGACCGUGUUGCAGAGGAGCACUCUAAGCGCGACAACCCUCCCAGGCGCGAUAGGUCCCUUACCUCUUCAACAAGCCGAACCCAUCGACACACGUCCAAAGAUGGAGAUGAUAAAACACAUGGUGAAUAUUUCACAAGCAGCAAAGCAGGUCUAGCUGGCAGUGCUUUGGGGGCCGCUUUGGGAGGCUGGGCUGUGCAUAAGGCGCAGGGCCAUGUCCAAAAGAAUAAAAAUACUGGAGAGGGGGAUAGCAAAAUGCCGGCGCUUUUAGGUGCUGCAGUCGGCGGAUUGGCUGCGAAUGCUGUUGUUGAACACUUAGAGCAGGGCACUGGAAGAUUGGAAAUUAAAGAUGUACGUAAUAUCUAG